Macrobrachium nipponense is the source of this 500-nucleotide messenger RNA. RefSeq lists its product as uncharacterized. NCBI's taxonomy places the organism in Eukaryota, Metazoa, Arthropoda, Malacostraca, Decapoda, Palaemonidae. The coding region runs from base 21 to 500 and encodes 159 amino acids. The transcript has 2 exons. The record is from RefSeq and is a predicted model, not a curated record.
CACCAGCCUCAACUCCCGCGAUGACCACAGAUGACGACGAAGAGAUGAAAUCAGGUGGCCCUGAAAGUGUUACCACUGCAGCCCAAUACCAGAUAACUCGGCAAUCUUCAGACGUAAAAGAUGAUGGAGGUAGUCCACGAAUAACAAAUAUAAUCCAUCACUACAGCACAGAUAUCACAGAGACUUCAAAACCAAAAGACAAGCUCCUGCUAAACAUUCUCCCUUCUGCCGAGUUUAUCACCAUCGACAGUCCAACUAACAACAGCAAAAGUGCCUUAAUGAAUGGUGGUCUAAACAUUCGGAGUCCAGUAUCUUCAAACACAGAGCCUGAACAAGUAAAGUACUUCGGCCCAGAUAGUACACACCAGUUAGAUGACAACAUAUCAAACCAGAUGAGAGUAGAGGCCCAAGACAUUCCAGAUGUGUGUCCCAAAAACUCAGGGUCAAGUCAUUCAUUUAUUCGUCAGCAGAGCCAGGAAGGUCCUUGCCAGGAGGAAUGA